AUGAAGGCUUCCUUGUUCGUCGCGGCCGCCGGCCUGCUGGGCUCUGCCCUCGCCAACGGGCAGCACGCCCACGCCCACGGCAAGUUCCAUCGCCGUGGAACUGCGCCAGCUCCUCAGGAGACCUGCGGAUGCACCACCAGGGUCGUCACCUACUACGCUGAGCCAACUCUGGUGUCUGAGCCCGAGAAGCACUCGACGACGACCGUCAAGUCGACCAGCUACACCACCCUGACCGUCGACGUGACGGCCUCGCCCUCCGAGGCGCCGCUGCCGACCAACAUCGUCACCGUCUACCCAACUCCAGGCACCUACACCAUCCCCGCGACCACCAUCAUCGUCUCCAAGACGACCACCGUGUGCGAUGCCACCUCCACCCCCGUUGCCCCUGGAACGCACACCUUCGGAGGUGUCACCACCUCGGUGACUACCGCCACCACCAUCACCUGCCCCUAUGCCACCGUUGAGCCCACCGGCAGCACCUUCACCAGCAUCAUCAAGAUGACCACCUUCACUUGCCCCAGCGCCGGAACCUACACCAUUGCUCCCUCCACCACCGCCGUCGAGAGCAGCACCGUGAUCGUGUACCCAACCCCAGCCACCUUCACCCCAGGAACCUACACCCAGCCCGGCAAGACCUUGACCGUCACCAAGACCAAUGAGGUCGUCUUCUGCCCCAAGCCAACCAACGCCAUCCCAGCACCACCAGUCAAGCUCCCCGUCUCCGUUCCCGCAGUCCCAUCCGUGUCCGUCCCAGUUCCCGCCGUGCCAACCAAGAUCCCAACUCCAAAAGUCCCAACCCCCAAGGUGCCAGAGGCCCCAACCAAGCCUUCAGGCGGCGGUCUCGGUGGUGGUGAGAAAUGGGGUAUGACCUACUCUCCAUACACCAACGACGGCCAGUGCAAGGAUGCCGCUGCUGUCCUUGUCGACAUCGGUGUCAUCAAGGGCUCCGGCUUCAACACUGUCCGUAUCUACUCUUCCGACUGUGACGGUCUCAAGCACGUCGGUGACGCCUGCAAGUCUCACGGCCUCAAGAUGAUCCUCGGUGUCUUCAUCUCCGAGACCGGUAUCGAGGGUGCCAAGAAGCAGGUCACCGACAUCACCAGCUGGGGCAGCUGGGAGCUCGUCGAGCUCAUCGUCGUCGGUAACGAGGCCAUCCACUCCGGCCACGCUGACGCCGGUUCUCUCGCUGGCUUCAUCAGCUCCGCCAAGGGCUCCUUCAAGGGUGCCGGCUACAACGGUCCAGUCACCACCACCGAGCCCACCAACGUCUGGCAGGCCAACGGCCCCGCUCUCUGCGGUGCCAUUGAUGUCCUCGGUGCCAACAUCCACUGCUUCUUCAACCCAGACGUUACCGCCCCAGACUGCGGUAAGUUCGUCGCCGGCCAGAUCGAGCUUCUCGGCAAGAUCUGCCCAGGCAAGGAAGUUGUCAACCUCGAGACCGGCUGGCCCAACAAGGGUUCCCCCAACAGCCUCGCCAUCCCCGGCUUGAGCCAGCAGAAGCAGGCCAUCGACUCCCUCAUCACCUCCGUCGGAUCCAAGUCCGUCUUCUUCUCCUUCGGUGAUGACGCCUGGAAGGCCCCUGGCCCAUUCGGCAUCGAGCAACAUUGGGGAUGCAUCAAUCUCUUCCAGUAA
Messenger RNA from Arthroderma uncinatum, 1632 nucleotides. RefSeq lists its product as uncharacterized. Lineage: Eukaryota; Fungi; Ascomycota; Eurotiomycetes; Onygenales; Arthrodermataceae. The record is from RefSeq and is a predicted model, not a curated record. Gene Ontology annotation, cellular component: fungal-type cell wall; extracellular region; cell surface. The transcript has 2 exons. Gene Ontology annotation, molecular function: glucan endo-1,3-beta-D-glucosidase activity; 1,3-beta-glucanosyltransferase activity. Gene Ontology annotation, biological process: cell wall organization. Bases 1 to 1632 code for a protein of 543 amino acids.